AUGUCAGUGCGGGAGAAAAAAGGAUUACGAUUUGAGGACAAAGUUGCCAUAGUAACCGGGGGAUGCCAAGGCAUUGGUAGAGGUUGCGUAGACGUGUUAGUCGAAGAAGGAGGCAAGGUUGCUGUUUUUGAUAUUAAAGAUUCAGUAGGAAAAGACUUAGCAUCGGGAUGUCACAACGUUAUAUAUAUCCACUGUGACGUGAGGAAUGACGAUGAAAUGAAGAAUGGAGUACAAAGCGUUAUUCAGAAUUUCGGGAAACUGGAUUUGCUUGUCAACAAUGCUGGAUAUGCUCCACACGCUCACGUUAUUGAUGACGUCAUUCCGAAGGAUUUCCGGGACCUUCUCAACCUCAAUCUCAUUUCGUAUUACACAAUGUGCAAGUUCAGUCUUCCUCAUCUCCGUAAGAGCAAGGGUAACAUUGUGAACAUAUCCAGCAUUGGGUCAUCUUCCGCUGCCCGCGGCAUGAGCAUGUACUGUGCAACAAAGAACAUAUUGACCCGGUACUUCAUAGUUUGGCCGAAGAAACACCCAUGCCUGGUCAUAUGUUUGCUUGGCCUUAAAGGAUCUGAGGAUUUAUUACAAACUGUGUUGGUUCUUUACCUACGACUUAGUCAGGGUCUGAAUGUCUUUCAACAAUCAUGUAUGCUUCAACCUGCUUACCAGAAGCUAUUGGUUCAUGGAAUACUCAAACAAAGAAUUUUCUUUUGAUUUUUGGAUCUUCCAAAAUCAGUCCAGUCAAAUCAGGCCAUGCACGAGUUAGGGAUCAAUCAAAUCAAUGUGCAUUGGAAAUAUUUCCCCAGACUUCUCGCAUUCUUUUGACAAAGAGAGAGACUUGGAUGAGGGUUGUUGUUGUUUAGAUUGUGU
Messenger RNA from Mya arenaria, 864 nucleotides. Its product is annotated as 17-beta-hydroxysteroid dehydrogenase 14-like. The record is from RefSeq and is a predicted model, not a curated record. The transcript has 7 exons. Lineage: Eukaryota; Metazoa; Mollusca; Bivalvia; Myida; Myidae. The coding region runs from base 1 to 708 and encodes 235 amino acids.